UUCGUCUUCACCGAUCGAUUGGUAUAUAGACCCCCCCUUCAUCUGCCCCACAAUUCACCCAAUAUCAUCUCUCUCUCUCUCUCUCUCUCUGUGAUUGCCUGCGGAUCGGCUCUCUGCAGGCGCUUGAAUUGUGAAGCGCAGUCUCUUGAUCGCAUUUUGCCAGGGCUCUCGCGAAGAUCUCGCGUCUCCGUGUCUCUUUACUUAAAGAUCUGAUUUUUGUCUCGAAUCACCUUGUUUGUGUUGCAGGGUUCCUCCUUUUAUUUUUAUAUUCUUUUGCGAGGUUUCUAUCUCUCGCUCCAUUCGCAAGAACUUUCCCUCCGCCACCGUUGCGUAACUCGAAUAGCCGGAUUUUCGUUUUCGUUUUUAUUUCCCCGUUAAUUUUCUGCAUAUCGCCUUUCUUGUGCUUCCCUUUUUUUUGGUGUUUGUGUAGUAUGGAUGCAGGAUCUGCGCACUCUUCAUCGAAUAUGAAGACGCAAUCCCGCUCCCCGCUUCAAGAACAGUUUCUGCAGAGGAGGAAUUCUCGGGAAAACCUGGACAGAUUUAUACCCAAUCGCUCAGCCAUGGAUUUCGAUUAUGCGCACUACAUGCUGACCGAAGGGAGGAAGGGAAGAGAAUCCGGCGGUGAGUUCCCCUCAAGAGAAGCCUACCGGAAGCAACUGGCGGAAACGCUCAACAUGAACCGGACUCGAAUCCUGGCUUUCAAGAACAAACCCCCCCCCGUGGAGUUGAUUCCGCAUGAACUCACUUCUGCUCAGCCAGCCAAGCCAACAAAAACCCGCCGAUACAUUCCUCAGACCUCGGAGAGGACACUGGAUGCUCCUGACCUUUUGGACGACUACUACCUCAACUUGUUGGACUGGGGAAGCAGCAAUGUACUUUCAAUUGCUUUGGGGAAUACAGUUUAUCUCUGGAAUGCUUCGGAUGGCUCUACCUCAGAACUUGUCACGAUCGACGACGAAACUGGCCCUGUAACCAGUGUCAGCUGGGCCCCAGAUGGUCGCCACAUUGCUGUCGGCUUGAACAAUUCUGAUGUACAGUUAUGGGAUUCUGCUGAUAAUAGACUGCUAAGGACUUUGAGAGGCGGCCACAGAUCUCGGGUUGGGUCUCUGGCAUGGAACAAUCACAUCCUUACAACGGGAGGAAUGGAUGGACUGAUCGUCAAUAAUGAUGUGAGAGUGAGAUCUCACAUUGUUGACACCUACAGGGGUCACACCCAGGAGGUUUGUGGGUUGAAAUGGUCGGCAUCAGGGCAACAAUUAGCUAGUGGAGGGAACGAUAACAUCCUCCACAUCUGGGACAGGUCCACGGCAUCUUCCAAUUCACCCACUCAGUGGCUUCACCGCCUUGAAGAGCACACUGCCGCUGUUAAAGCCCUUGCCUGGUGUCCUUUCCAGGGGAAUUUGCUGGCUUCCGGUGGAGGUGGAGGUGAUCGGACCAUUAAGUUUUGGAACACCCACACUGGUGCGUGCUUGAACUCUGUGGAUACAGGUUCCCAGGUCUGUUCUCUGCUAUGGAACAAGAACGAGAGAGAGUUGCUUAGCUCUCAUGGAUUCACUCAGAAUCAGCUCACCCUUUGGAAGUACCCUUCAAUGGUAAAGAUUGCAGAGCUGACUGGCCAUACUUCCAGAGUGCUAUUCAUGGCCCAGAGUCCGGAUGGUUGCACUGUAGCAUCAGCGGCAGGGGAUGAAACACUGAGGUUUUGGAAUGUGUUUGGUGUUCCAGAAGUGGCUAAACCAGCUCCAAAAGCUAAUCCGGAGCCUUUUGCUCACUUGAAUCGCAUUCGCUAAAUGAAAAGUCAUCUUUGCUGGUUAUGUCUAUCGUUUUGAUCUUCAAGAAUGCCAAACAAUGGGAUUCACAAGUCAAGAAGACCGCCACAUUGAACAAGUAUUGCGAAUAGUUGAAGACAAAAUAUGCGCCUAUACAAAACCAUAGUAGCAGUUGCCGUGAGUGUUCCCAAGUGUAUAUUUGUACAUUUUAUAUAGUCAAACUAAUGUCAACCAUAAUUUUUUUUUUCCAAUGGAUGUAGUCACUGAUGCGUGACCUGCCAUGUAUAUUUUUUGUGAACUAAAAUUUUGACUAUCGUCACUCCUCUUUUAGAGCAAACAAUCUGUUUUUGUAGCA
Molecule: messenger RNA, 2121 nt
Organism: Eucalyptus grandis
Lineage: Eukaryota; Viridiplantae; Streptophyta; Magnoliopsida; Myrtales; Myrtaceae
Product: cell division cycle 20.1, cofactor of APC complex
Biological process (GO): positive regulation of ubiquitin protein ligase activity; anaphase-promoting complex-dependent catabolic process; positive regulation of anaphase-promoting complex-dependent catabolic process
Cellular component (GO): anaphase-promoting complex
Molecular function (GO): ubiquitin ligase activator activity; protein binding; anaphase-promoting complex binding
Source: RefSeq, a predicted model, not a curated record